UUCUCUCUCUUUUUCUUUCCUGCCUUUCUCCCCCUCAGCCCUUUUCCCGGAGCAGAUCAGCCUGUGCGUGUCCCUUCCAGAGAGAGCCUCAGGAGCAGAUCCCGAGCUAGUACAUCUUGGGCGCCCCCGAAUUCGGUUCUCUUCUGAGCGGAGACGCGGCGGAGCAAGCUUCGGGUCAGCUGUCAAUCCAUCAGACUGGGAUCACUAAGAGACAUUCUCCUCAGUAUUGAGUGGGACCACACCCAAGUGGAAGAACUUGAUUCUGAUUAAAGAGUGAAGAGAAUCUAAUCCAGCCUUGAAUUGAAAAGAAAGUCAUGGAGUCCAGAGGAGACAAGAAGUUACCUCAGCCCUCCUCAAAUGAUGAGCAGAAUAUGUCCAUGUCUACCAUGGUAAAACAGGAGCAUCCUCUUACUCAGGUUCCUGGAAAUGAGGGGCCUGGAAAGAACACCUCACUGCCAAGUGAGGAUGGUAAAUGUAAUGAGCAGAUUGCCACGGCAGAUGUCACAGACAACACGGAAGUUGAAUUUUUAAUUAAGAUAAGACAAAAGAAUAAAAAGUCAGAAGAUAACUAUAAGGUAUUUGGGAAACUCAAUGACAGUGUGUAUAAAAGUCUGAUAAAGCAUGAGGCUGUUGAGAAUGCACUGAAGGAACGACCAGAAGAGGAAAUGAGAGUGUCUAUAGAUGGAGCGUUUAUAGAUGGAACUGGGGAAACUAGAGCUUCUAAUAUAUAUGUGAACUUAGGGAUGCCCCUGAAAUGUCUGCCAAAGAAUUCUCAUCUCCAUAUUACGUUUUUCACAAAUAAUGAGAAUCAGGAUGAUUUACAAAAAUACAACAAAAGUAUUGACCAAGAAUGCUUCACGUUUUAUAUUUCUGUGAUGGGGAUAGAGAAGAAAAGAAUAGUUCAACCCAAUUAUAAUGCCAAAAAAGAUGGCAAUCUUUUGGUCUUUGGCACUGGAGGAGACACUGUAUAUGAUGUCCUGUGCAACGAUGGCAGAUUUCUUUCCUGGGUGACAGAUAACGAUUGGCUGCUAGUCAAAGACGAAGUCAACUAUACGAAAACUUGCCGCGUGGAAAAAGUAGCAAACCAAAAAUUCAAGGUGUGUGUUCAUAAAAAUAAAAACCCAACAGCACAUCAUAAGGAACUUGAGGAGACGAAGAAGAAAGAGAAUGCAACAAAAAAGUGCAAACAAAAACCCCAUUCAAAGGAACAGCCAGAUAACCUUAAUACCACCCAGGAAGGUACACAGUCUCCCAGUGCUGAUGACAAGUUUCUGAAGCCAGAGUUGCCAAAGACAGACAGGAAAUUAACUCCUGCAAGAUCUAAGCCAGAGCAAGGCCAGUUCUAUAUUUUAAAAGAGUACAUCAUAAAAACAUAUACCUUUUUCACAAGGGAAAAUAACUUGAUUAGUCAUUUCUUUCAGACAGAGGAAAAAAGGGCUAAAGAAAAAGGCACUGAGUUAUUUAAUCUACAUCAAGAAAAAUUUGGCAAAGUAACUGAGGAUGCCAUGACAUCCAAAAUCUUUAAGACAUUUGCUACUUUACUUGACUCCGUUGGGUAUAUAUAUGUGAACUACAAUGGAAAAAGUGUCUCUGGUACUUGCUUUGUCUUUUGGGACAGGUACAUUCUUACUUGUCGACAUGUACUAGACUUGAUAAUUACACAAGUGGAAGAACAAAACUGGGCUCAGGCAAUUAGUGAAAAUUCAUUUGUGACUUUCACUGAUGAAAACCCUUUCGAGUCCCUAAAAAGAUAUGCCAUUGAGGCCUGGUUUGAAGUCUCAAGUAUUCCUCUUGACUACGCAGUCUUACAACUGAAGGGAAAUGAAAUUCCUAAAGGAUUAUUUAAGCAGAAGCAGAACACUGAAACACCCCGUGAUGGCACAGUUUUUAUUAUUGGACACCCACAAGGAUGGCUGAAGAAAAUUGACAUCUGUAUGGUGAUCCCUCUGGCAGAAAGGGAAAAUACAUACCAGACAGUUCUCCAGGAUAGGCAGAAGUCAGAAUGUAAUCCUACAAACUGUCCUGAAAAUGAAACACGAUGUGUCCACAUGUUCAGCCCCAAGAGUUUCAGAGAAGACAAAGUGAUGGAUUUUGAAGAUUGCUUGACCUACCACACCAGCUUCUUCUCUGGGUCCUCCGGCUCCCCAGUACUGGAUGCAUCUGGUCGUCUGGUUGCCUUACACGCUGCUGGCUUCCCAUAUACAUAUCAUCAACAGCAACAGAGCAUCAUUGAGUAUGGCUAUUCCAUCAAUUCCAUUCAUGAAGAUAUGGUGCACAAUCAUGGAAGUUGGUAUAAUUUAUUAUUUCCAUACCCCCAGGAUGUAGAAAUGGAGAGCUGUGAUGAUUCAGCACAAGGUUUUUGCCUUCAAAGAAGAUGCCUCUGAUGCUUUCUGCAAUCUGAGGGAGAAGACGGUGGUUUCUCAAGACUUAAACCAGGGUCUGUGCCCUGGUACUGAUUGGAGCUCUUUCAUACAUUCCCAUUCUCAUGGACACAUAAUUUCUCAUGGAACAUUGAUAACUGACAUUUACAUAGCACCUUAAGGGUUGCAAAGCCCCUUCUAGAAAUUAUCUCCCCUGAGCCUCACAACUCUGUAAUGUGGGUAUCUAAAAAACUAAGACUGGAAGAAAUGGUAUAUGGUUAUAGGCUGAUUGGGGUCAGAGACUAGGGUUCAAAUGCAAGUUUUCUUGAUUUCAAGUCAAUUACCCCUCCACACCUCAUGCUGCUUCUCCAUUUCUGAAACAGCAAGUGAUGAAAAUGCCAAACAAUCCUCCUUUGCGUUCCUCUGGCACCUGGUGACGUCAAAAACUGAAGAAGACUGACAACCCAUUGGAUGGACUUGCUCUGGGGCUCUAAAGAAUAAUAGAGACCAGAUGUGGGAGGGAUGAGCAGGUGGGACUGGCUCAUGGUCUAGAUCAUUGGAGGGAAGUACACCUCUUAUCAAUUUCAUAGAUUCCCCUGGAGACCUAAAUGACUGAAUUAUAUCUGGGAUACUACUGUACCUUGUGGGCUUUCUCCUGUUCUUAAUUUUUACCCAAUUCAAUUAUUUUUCCUGUUAUAAGUAUCUUCAAUAAUAUCUUUUUUUUUAUUUUCCUACUUCUAGCCUGAAAAUAGUGUUUGUUAAAAGAUUAUGAAACAAUAAAAACAAUACAAUAUAAUAGCCAUUUGUUGAGUGCUUU
Messenger RNA from Sarcophilus harrisii (Tasmanian devil), 3177 nucleotides. RefSeq names its product family with sequence similarity 111 member A (gene FAM111A). Lineage: Eukaryota; Metazoa; Chordata; Mammalia; Dasyuromorphia; Dasyuridae. The record is from RefSeq and is a predicted model, not a curated record. The coding region runs from base 315 to 2384 and encodes 689 amino acids. The transcript is spliced from 4 exons.